Molecule: messenger RNA, 2003 nt
Organism: Rhagoletis zephyria (snowberry fruit fly)
Lineage: Eukaryota; Metazoa; Arthropoda; Insecta; Diptera; Tephritidae
Gene: drd
Product: drop dead
Molecular function (GO): acyltransferase activity, transferring groups other than amino-acyl groups
Source: RefSeq, a predicted model, not a curated record
AUUUCAGGUGACGAUAUGAAUACAAGAAGCGUUGCACAUCCCAAAGGCGUGAAAUUUUUAAUCAGCAACAACUUCGUAACCCCGGGUCAUCGCGUGCCCCGCUACUCGCUGAUCAAUUGGGGAAUUUGUGUGCCCAAUGCUUGCACCUAUCAAGAUGUGGAAUAUACUGUGCAGGACUAUUUGAAUAAUAUGACCAGCUCCACGGGCAUUUCGUUUCAAGUGCGCGUUGAGCCGAAAUUGUGUCAGGUGCGCGACAAUAAGACGUGGGAUCGUAACACAACAUGGGCCGUCCGCUUUUUUCUCAUUAUUCUUUCCGUGUCCGUGCUAUCCACUAUCUAUGAACGCUGUACUAAACCUGGCCAAAAACCAAAUGAAUGGUGUACUGCCUUUUCGCUGGAUAAAAAUCUUCGUUGGCUCUUCAGCACAAACUACUCUCCCAACGAUAUUGAAGCGGUGCAUGGCAUACGAUUUUUGAAUGCAGUUAUGUUGCUCUUCUCUCAUAAAUCAAUGGCUAUGUUUUUCAAUCCUUACAAUAAUAGAACUGAAAUGUCUGAGAGUUUGGGUCGCCCUUGGACAGUUAUUGGACGCGCCGCAUCGCUUUAUACCGACCCAUUUCUACUUUUUAGUGGCAUGCUUACUGCUUACUCACUUUUCGGUCGCCUGUUCAAAGGCCAGCCGAUACGUCUGCGAAAUGAAUAUAUUAGCCGAUUAAUGCGUAUCGUACCUCCACUAGCCGCUCUCAUACUCUUCUGUACUUUUGUGCUACCCUUGUGGGGAUCGGGGCCACAAUGGAACUUAGUGGUUGGGCAUCAUGCAGAUAUUUGUAAACGCAACUGGUGGCGCAAUUUACUUUUCAUACACAACUACUUCGGAUUCAAUGAAAUGUGUCUUACACAUACACAUCAUCUAGGCAUUGACACUGAACUCUUCGCAGUGGCGCCAAUAAUGAUACUAGGUCUAUGGAAAUGGCCACGAAAAGGACUAUUCACCCUUCUGCUACUUGGAGUUAUUGGUACCGCCGCCCGCUACUACACAACCAUCAUAAACCAAUUGUCAAACUACAUCUAUUUCGGAACAAAUAUUCAACGCCUCUUCCGCACUGCCGACUAUAUGUACUCCUUCCCACCCCAUCGUUCCACAGUCUAUAUAAUGGGCAUUUUGCUUGGUUACUGCUUACGCAAAUACCCUGGCAUAAAGUUGUCAAGAACUCAACUUCGCUUCGGUUGGGUGGUGGCCACAGCCUGUGUGCUUACUUCGCUUUUGGGACCCGCGCCAAUGGGUGACAUCAACUAUCAGUACAACUCAACACACGCGGCCAUAUAUGCAGCAUUUGCACCAAUUGCUUGGUGCAUGUUCUUCUCAUGGAUUGUUUUUGUUUCACACAAUGGCUACAAAAAUAAGUUCACAGAUAUGCUUUCGUGGAAAGGUUUCCAAGUGUCUACCAAGUUGUCAUAUGCAAUUUAUCUUACACAGUUCCCCGUGUUCUUCUUCAAUGUGGGUCGCCGGCGACAUAUUCACCACUAUUACAACUUCGUCUCCAUCAUUCUGGAUACCAAUGAAUACAUCUCCAUAUUCCUCGCCUCGGUUGCCCUUACAAUAUUUUUCGAUGCACCAUUCCAAAAUAUCAAAAAACUAUUAUUCAACCGUGCUCGUGCUCCGAGCAAGAAGCACCUGAAUGUAACUUUGAGAGUAUCAGCAGGAAACCUUUCUGAUUCCGAAUCGACACUAUCAUCAGAGCCGUCUACUUCAUCAGUGACAAACACAACAUCGUCGACAGCACCACCCCUAACAAAUAGUUCGACAUUGAAUGGGAAAGUCAUACAUGCUCACAUCGAUUAAUGAUUCGUAUUAAGUUUAACUUAAAUGUCAUUGUUUUAGCUUAAAGUGUAUAAUUACAUAAGUCAUUAUUUAAUAAUUAGCGAGAGUUUUAGGCCAUAAGUUUGUGAUGCGUACUUCUAACUAUCUACAUACCUGUAUAUAACAAAUAUAUUUUAAGAAGGAUA